Molecule: messenger RNA, 3375 nt
Organism: Leptinotarsa decemlineata (Colorado potato beetle)
Lineage: Eukaryota; Metazoa; Arthropoda; Insecta; Coleoptera; Chrysomelidae
Cellular component (GO): Golgi apparatus
Source: RefSeq, a predicted model, not a curated record
AUGGAACAAUUACUUACCAACGAUUCUGCGAAAAAAACGAAUUUGGAAGACUAUCCCUGUGACANAGAAGAAAAUAAAAAUUUGAGGCUAGCCGAACAAAAUUCAAAAGAGCAUUCUGAUGAAACUAAUAACAAAAUUCUAGAAGAGAAUAUCAGGCUUGAGAAUGAAUUGAAACAGAUCCUAACAAACCAUGAAAAUGAAUUCAAAAUUCUGAAAGAUCAAUCAGAGAAUGAAAAAAAUUUGUUAGAGAACAGGAUAAACAAAAAUGAACAGGAUUAUAAAAAAAUACUCGAGAGUUUAAAAGAGGAAAAGCAAAUCUUGAAGCAGAAAGAAAUGGAAUAUGAAAACGAAAUUGAAGAGGUGAAGAAAGAGAAAAUGUUACUGCAAAGUAAAUUGGAGGAAGCACAGUCAAAAUUGAGUGAAAUGGAACAGCUACAACAAAAAGCUGACGUACUUGCGAACAAGUACCAAAACAAUUUGGAAAACUUACAGGUGGAAAAAGAAAAACUGAAAGAGGAGCUGCAAAAUGAAAUAAAAAUCAUUCAAAAAGAAAAUAGCAGCCUGAUAAAAGUAAAAGAUGACCUCAUGGCAGAACUUGAUCUCUCAAAUAAUGAAAAGAAAAGUUUGAAAAAGGAGCUCAAGGAAAGAAACAAUGAGUCUGAUAAGAAACUGGAAGAAAAUUCGAAGAAAAUUCAACAGAGCGAAAUUCUCAUAUCUGACCUUCAAAAUCAGAUUAUAUCACUAGAAGAGCUAGGUAAACAAUCAGGAGAGGAAAUAAAGAACCUCGCAGAAGAAAACAAACAACUUUCCUUCAUCAAUGAAACAAUUCAGGAGAAACUGAAUCAAGUAGAUCGUUCUCGCUUAAAUGUCACCCACUCGUCCAGUCAAACCGAUGAGAUGUCCACAUCAACCACAGAUUUAGAAGAACAAAUUACUGAUCUAAAAAGGGAAAAUACAGAAUUGCUUUCAGAAAUGAAUGAAAUGAAUCAGGCUAUCAAAGAAAGGGGGGAAAACAUAUCCAUACUACAGGCCCAUUGUGAGGAGGUUUUGAAAAAGCUUCAGAUCUACGAAGUUCAAGCCAAUAAAAAUGUAGACAGUAUAGCGGAAAAAGAAAAAGUGAUUGAGGACCUCACUAGGGAAAUAGAAGAUCUUCGGUCAAAUAAUGGUUCUGAUCUAUCAGCUAAGGAAGAAAUAAAUGAGCUGAAAAGUGAGAUAGAAACUCUGAAAGAAAAACUCAAUGCAAACUUAGAAGCCAGUUAUAUCGAAAAUGACACCAUGUCCACUUCAACCAUUUCAAAGACUGAGGAAAUUAGCAGACUGAAAGAUUUGGAGGGAUCUUGGGAAGAGAGGUAUGGAAAGUUGAGAAACCUUGCUGUGAAACUGAAAGGAAAAAUUCGUGAACUCACCCAGACUGUGAACAAGCAGCAGGAAGAAAAUGAAGAUUUGCAGAAAAAGCUGUCAAUCAACAUCAAAACUAUACAGAAUCUCCAAAGUGAAAUGGAUAAGUUGCAGGAUGAACUGGAGAACUCUCGAAAAGAAUCUAAGCAGUUCUUGAAUCGACUCAACAGCGUUGCAAACGAUAUAUCAAAGGACAAGCAGGCUUUAGCUGAGAAAGAAGAAAUCAUAAGUGCUUUAAAGCAGGAAGUGGAAAGUUAUAAGAACGAAAAACAGGAUACAGAGAAAUGGAAAAAGCAAGUAAGCGCUAAAGUACAUACAUUGAGGAAAGAACUCGAAGCCAACAAUCUAAUGAAAAAGGAUUUCGAAACUAGAAUAUCAAAACUCACCAGUGAAUUGGAGGCUCAAGAACAGUUGUUGAAAACUGAAAUCGAAAGUCACAAACACACAAAAACCUUACUAGAUCAGUCGAAUAAUGAAUGCAAAAAGAACUCUGUACUCAGUUUAGAAAUGCAAGAUUACGAAAGAAGUGUUAAGGAAACUGCCAAGAAACUGGAGAAACAGCUGGAGGAAAUAUCAAACUUGAAGGGGCAGGUAGAGUCACAGAAAACUACAAUAACGGCCCUGAGAGAACAGAAUAAACUGCUGGAAGAAAGACUGGCAGAUGAAGAACAAAACAUCACUACUAUUUCCACUGAAAUCACUGCCUAUAAGAAAAAAAUAUCUGCUUUAGAAGAUGAAGUCUCGCAAAAACUGGACAAAAUACAAAACCUCACACAGCUUCUCGAAACAAAUCGUUCGGAGACUGAAGAGCUCUCAACGGAAUUGUCCAAGGUAAUUGCUGAACAUCAAAAAACCAAUAACACAUUGAAAAUUGAGCGAGACCAUCUUCGUAGCCAAAUUCUAGGGCUCCAGCAGAGCUUGAGAGAAGCUCAAGAUGGUCUCAAACUCAAGACUGAUGAAUUGGCACUGAUUCAAAAUGAGUAUGACGGGUACAAGGUUCGAGCUCAGAGUGUUCUUAGGCAGAAUCAAAGUAGAGACAUUGGUUUAGAAGAAAAAAUGUCAGAAGAAGUAGCUUCUCUUACAGCUGAGAAUUCAUCAUUGAAAAGUCACUUGGAACAAAAUAGGAUGUUGGAGUGUCCAAAUUAUAUCAGAAAUCUUCCUUUCCAGGUUCACGCAGAUACUCUUUCUCAAUGUUACCGUCAGCAAAUAUCCGAACAAGAAGUUCGACACAAUCGAGAGAUCAUUGAACUCCAAAGCCGUCUAGAAAAAGCCCCUUCGCCUACAGAGUCGCCACUCGUACUGCCCACAAUGACGAGAGAAGAAGGUGAGGGGUCAGAAAGCAUAGAAAGCAACCUAGCUCCAACAGUACACCCCAUACCGUUGGAAAGACUUUUGGGGUCAGAUUCUGAACAUGAGAUCGAUAGAAUGAGGAAAAAAUUGGGGGAGGAGGAAUCCAAAGUGGUACAUCUGACAGCGCUGUUAUCUGAUACUGAACAAGAUCUGGUGAAGCACGUUCAGAUGAACAAGCUACUGAAGGAAGAAAUAAGAAGGCAGCAGAGGUCGGAGGAGAGAGAGAAGCAUGCUGAGAAUCUGGAAUAUCUUAAGAAUGUAGUAUUCAAGUUUGUCACACUCAACAGUGGAGAUGAACGAACGAGGCUAGUCCCUGUGUUAAAUACAAUACUCAAGUUGAGUCCCGAGGAAGCGAGGCAGUUGACUAUGGUAGCAAAGGGAGAGGCCAGUUCGAAAGGAUGGACCAACUACUUACCAGUGUGGUCUUCAUCCAAUAAACCCCAGUGAAAGAACUGCAGUACAUGUAAGGACAAUAAUAGAAAGUUGUCCCGUUCAGGUGCUGGGUCCGACAUUUUAGCCUAUUUGUAAAUAUUAUUCAGCAAUCUACUUAAUGCAAUAUAAGUGUAUAUAAUAUAAAUUAUACUUAGAUUCUAAUAUAUGUUUAUAAAUAAAGUAUUAUGCUUUCCA